AUGGUUGCAAGCAGUCAACCAUUAGCAAGUCAAGUAGGCUUAGAAAUUUUAAGAAAGGGUGGCAAUGCUGCGGAUGCUGCAGUAGCUACUGCUGCUGCUUUGAAUGUAACAGAACCAUCAUCAACCGGUAUCGGUGGUGAUUGUUUUUGUUUGUUUUACGAUGCAAAAACAAAAAAAGUACAUGGUUUGAAUGGAUCAGGAAGAUCUCCUAAAAAACUUACUUUGCAAUACAUAAGAGAUGUUGUUGGAAUCGGUGAUGAUCGUAUGCCUCACUCCAAUAUCAAUUCUGCAACAGUUCCCGGUGCUGCUGCUGGAUGGAUUGAUACUGUGGAUUGGUUUGGUAGUGGUAAAUUGAAAAUGAUUGAAAUUUUAAAGCCUGCUAUUGAUUUGGCUGAAAAUGGUUAUCUGGUUUCAGAAAUAAGUGCAUGGCAGUGGAAGAAUGGAGAAGAUAGUCUUCUUAAAGCAUCACCAAAUGCGCAUGAAUUGUUAAUUGAUGGCCGUGCACCAGUAACAGGCGAAAUUAUCUAUCUUCCAACCCUGGCUAGGACAUUUAGAGAUUUGGCUGAAAAAGGAAAGGAUGGAUUUUAUAAAGGUCGUGUUGCUCAGGCAAUUGUUGAUUUAAUGGAAUCUAAAGGAGGUUUAAUGUCUUUAGAAGAUCUUGAAUCUCACACCACAACUCGUGUAGAACCUAUUAGCAUUAAUUAUAAAGGUGUUACUGUUUGGGAAUGUCCGCCAAAUGGACAAGGUAUAACUGCCUUGAUAGCAUUAGGUAUUCUGGAAUCGCUUCAAGAAUCUGGAAAAAUUCCUGAGAUUCAAAAACUUGAACAUAAUUCUGUGGAAUAUUUACACGCGUUAAUUGAAAGCUUGCGACUAGCAUUUGCUGAUUCUACAUAUUAUGUGACAGACCCUGACGUUCACAAUGUUCCUGUAAAAGAAUUGCUAUCAAAGGAAUAUCUUUCAUCGCGAGCAAAACUUUUUGAUCCUACAAAGGCUUCUGUAGAUGUUCAAAAAGGAUCGCCUAUUAACUCGAGCGAUACUGUAUAUUUUUCAGUAGUAGAUAAAGAAGGAAAUGCAUGUAGUUUUAUUGCAGCAAUUCCAAAAGGUUGUGGUUUCCCACUUCAAAGUCGUGGAGUGGGAUUUGUAUUAAAAGAAGGACAUCCAAAUUGUCUUGAACCAUCCAAACGACCAUAUCAUACUAUAAUACCUUCAAUGGUGACAAAAGGAAAUGAGUUAUGGUUAACUUUCGGAGUUAUGGGGGGAUUUAUGCAGCCACAAGGGCAUGUGCAAGUUAUCUUGAACUUGUUACAUCAUAGUAUGAAUCUACAGACAGCACUGGAUGCACCACGAAUAUGUAUUGGAAUUCCAAAAAAAGUUCAAGAAGUUUUUACUUCCCCAAUAUUUGUGGAAGAAGGAAUUGAUGAGAAUGUUGUACAGGAACUGAGAAAACUUGGUCAUGAUGUGAAGAUUGUGAAAGGUUGGAAUAGAAAGAUGUUUGGUAGAGGCCAAAUCAUUGAACGAACCAUUGAUAAAAGAUCGGGUAAAGGUGUUUUAGCUGGUGGUAGUGACCUUAGAGGUGAUGGACAAAAAUUAAGAAAAUUAACGCUUCCAAAAAAAGAAAACAUGUCAAGACUCUCUUUUGGAGAUGUUACAGAUGGUGUGAAUAAUUCAAUAGACAUUGCUCAGAAUAUUUCUUCAGCGGUCACUGGUAGUAAUUUAGAAGCAGUUAAACAGGUGGUUAAUGUAGUUGGUGCAGUCGGUGAAGCUGUUAAACCAUUUGUUCCACUUAUAGGCAUUGUAACUGUUUUGGUGGGGGAAAUAAUUAAAGUUUAUGAAAAUGCUCAAUAUAAUAAAAAAAUUUGCAAUGCUUUUCUUGAUCGUGUAGAAGCUGCUCAAUCAUCAGUUAAAUAUUUACAACGAAGAAAAGAAGAGAAUCUAAAAACAUUUCAGGAUGAGACAUACUAUAAAAAUUUUCUACGUUUUACUGAGGUUUUGAGACAAGUGAAAGCUUUCCUUGAACAGGUAACUCAACUUCAUGGAUACAAAAGAUUUUUGAAUGCAGGUAGUGUUAAAGACAAAUUUGAAUCACUUGCCAAGGAUUUUGAUUCUGUUAUGAGUGAUUUACAUUUCACACUAACAGUGUCUGCUCAGAGACAAAAUGAAAUUGAUCAAAAAAGUUUAAAGGAAGAUCUCGAUGAGAUGAAUAAGUUUUUAGAUGCUAUUCAUGGUGGCAUUGUUGAUAAUAAUAAACAACUCAAUACAGUACUUCAAGAAGUUUUGAUUAUAAAAG
Molecule: messenger RNA, 2287 nt
Organism: Entrophospora candida
Lineage: Eukaryota; Fungi; Glomeromycota; Glomeromycetes; Entrophosporales; Entrophosporaceae
Source: the annotation of a GenBank genome assembly